This is a messenger RNA of Vidua macroura (Pin-tailed whydah), 1053 nucleotides long. RefSeq lists its product as uncharacterized. Lineage: Eukaryota; Metazoa; Chordata; Aves; Passeriformes; Viduidae. Bases 182 to 940 code for a protein of 252 amino acids. The record is from RefSeq and is a predicted model, not a curated record. The transcript has 10 exons.
AGCAGCUUGGCUCCAUGCAGAUUUCCAGCCUCUUAAGCCUCCUGCAGGUGUGUCUGCAGGGAAGACUUUUCAGGCUCCUUUCCGGGUUGCUGCACACAAGCCAAGCUCCCAUCGCAGGGGUCCUCCAAGAGGGAAGAACAAACCUACAGGAGACAGUAAGUCCCUGGAGGCAUCCAAACACAUGGAGAAGACACUGAGUGAUGUGGAGAGACGCCGUGAGAUGGACAGAGAGGCUGUGCUGAAGGCUGAGUUUCCUGGAGGAAGCAGUGGCCCAUUGGCAGCCUCUGCUGCAGGAAGGGAGGCGAUGCCAGGCACAGUCACUGGAGCUUGGGACCGUGACUUGCAUCAUUUGGAAAGACUGGCACACCAUGGUUUAAGGGUCUUGGAGCUUGGUGAAGCUGAACGUGAUGAUGAAGAUGAUCUGGAUUCCCAACCCAUACCCAUUACUGAGCCUCUGGGAGAUGCUGAGGGUGUGUCUGCAGGGAGGACUUUCCCAGGUCCUCUGGCAGAUGUUGCACAUAAGCCCAACUCCCAUCACAUGGGUCCCCUGAGAAGGAAGAACAAACCUACAGGAGACAAUGCAGCCGGCACCUCAACACAUGCUGACAAGACCUGGAAAAGCAUGAGAAGAGUUUUCUGCUGGGGAACACCUUGUUUGGUUAAGUUGAUGGCCAUUGUGGUUGUUGCAGCACUUUGCCUGAUGAUUUCCUCUGCUGGAAUCUGGUAUUGCUGGAAGAGAAAAUGGUGCUCCUGCCCAUCUUCAGAAGACAAGCCUAACAACUCCGGCAAAGAGAACUUCACCCGUCUUCCCAGCUCUUCACUUCUGUCCCCAUCUGCCCUGCCGCAGCUGCAGCACCCUCUUGAGCACUUUCCAAAACUCAUCCCUCCAGAAAACCCUCCGCCCCUGAGCUCCCUGGUCCUGUUCCCCAACUACGACUAAAGAUGGUGUCUUCAUUUGAAAAGACAGGAGUCUGUGAAGGAAGGCAAGGGCCUCCCGUGAAAUGGAAAAUGUAAACCCCCUCCCUCCAAAUUACCACAAUUUCAAAAUAAAAA